AUGAUCUCACCACUUGUACCUCCCAAGCGACUAGCUAUGCCCACUCCAAUAGAAGUUGAUAAUGAAGGGUAUCAAAUAGUUCAUAGGAAAUCUAGAACUUUUCCUAUCCCCAAAAAGAAAGCUCACAUCGAUAACCGUAAAGUGGAUGACACUGAUGAUGACUCUCGUCUCCCUCCUGUCUCCCAAUCCAGAGAUACCCUCCCUGCUCAUGAAGCGCAGCCGAGCUCCUUUCCCACAGCUUCUGUCGCUCUGGCGGGUUCCUCUCAAGGUGGUGGUAUCUCCAUUCCUUUUGAUCAGGGAUGA
Molecule: messenger RNA, 303 nt
Organism: Lactuca virosa
Lineage: Eukaryota; Viridiplantae; Streptophyta; Magnoliopsida; Asterales; Asteraceae
Source: the annotation of a GenBank genome assembly